Messenger RNA from Oncorhynchus kisutch (coho salmon), 1701 nucleotides. Its product is annotated as negative elongation factor E. Gene Ontology annotation, cellular component: NELF complex. Bases 119 to 1402 code for a protein of 427 amino acids. Lineage: Eukaryota; Metazoa; Chordata; Actinopteri; Salmoniformes; Salmonidae. Gene Ontology annotation, biological process: negative regulation of transcription elongation by RNA polymerase II. The transcript has 9 exons. Gene Ontology annotation, molecular function: RNA binding. The record is from RefSeq and is a predicted model, not a curated record.
UUUUAUUCAUGCACCCCUACCAACAUUAUACGUCAUAUUCAUGCGCCUUUGUUUUUGUGUUCAUGAAGGAGCGAGUGAUUAAAAGUAGCUACAGUAAGGUUAUAGAGCUGGGUACAACAUGGUGGUGUUCCCAAGCUCCUUGACAGAGGAAGAGGAGUCUCUGCAGAAGAAAUAUGCCAAACUCAAGAAAAAGAAAAAGGCCCUGCUGGCUUUGAAGAAGCAGCAGAGUUCAACCAGCCAGACCAAUCAGAGUGGAUUGAAGCGCACUUUGUCAGACCAGCCUGUGCUAGAUACAGCGACAGCUACAGAGCAGGCGAAGAUGCUGAUCAAGUCUGGGGCCAUCAGUGCCAUCAAGUCGGAGAACAAGAACUCUGGCUUUAAGCGCUCUAGAACACUAGAGAUCAAGCUCAAGGAUCCAGAGAAAGUCCCAGGCCCUGUGGCUUUCCAACCAUUCCAAAGGAGCAUGUCCACAGAUGAUGAGCUUUCUGAGGCUGGCAAAAGAGCCCACAGAAAAUCUCUGUACGAGAGCUUCAUCACUCCAGGCGACCGAGCAGCUCGUGAUGAGGAGGAGGGAGGCGGCCUGUCCACCAGCAAAGACCUAGAGCGAGAGAGAGACAGAGGAGACCGAGAGAUGGACAGAGAGAGAGAGCGUGACAGAGAGAGGGAGAGAGACCGGGGCAGCGGCGACCGGGGCAGGGACAGAGAGCUGCGAGACCGCGAGAGGAGUGACAGAGACAGGAGCCGGGACGGAGAGCGUGACCGGGACAGGGGAGGAGAGAGAGAGUCACGUGAGCGAGACGGACCAUUCAGACGUGAAUAUUCUUUUACUGAACUUCUGUCUUUCAUGUCUUUAAUCACUGGCAUUCUUAAAAGGAUGUUCCAAUCAAAAUACAAGUUCAAAGAGCGAAUAAUGUUACUUUUUUCUUCCCCCUUAUCUUCUCUCUCCCUCUCAGGAUCAGACUCAUACCCAGAGCGGAGGGGGGUGAGGAAGGGGAACACGGUGUAUGUGUAUGGAACUGGCCUUGUGGAGGACAGCCUGCGUUUAGCCUUCUCCCAACAUGGCACCAUCAUUGACCUGUCCAUGGACUCCCAACGCAACUGUGCAUUCAUCACCUUUGAAAAGAUGGAGUCUGCAGACCAGGCUGUAGCAGAGGUAAGUAUAGCUCUAGCUCCCAACUUAAUUCAUUAUAGUGUAAAACCUAUAAUCUAUACACUCUUCUCCCAGUUGAAUGGAAGCACAGUGGGAGAUGUCCCCAUAAAAGUCAGCAUCGCUAGGAAGCAGCCGAUGCUGGAGGCAGCCACCGGCAAAUCUGUCUGGGCCACUCUGGCUGUACAGAACAGUGCCAAAGGCUCCUACCGAGACAAGAGGAACCAGGUUGUGUACAGUGAGGAUUUCCUAUGAGCUGGAUGGGCGUGCUGCAUUGGAGAUCUGUAAGGAGUAGUCAUCAAUGAUUUAGUGUUAGCUUUGUUUGUAUGCUUUUUUUCUAUAUUGCAUUUUGAGUUUGUUGUUGAUUGCCUGUUAGCCCGAUACAGAACCACGUGUCAGUUGUUCUGAGUAGGUGCUACAGUUCUAUACAUGGCCAGGAUUUGUAAUGGCAAUGACCACGUGAAAAGAGAUUGUGGUUGGCAUGGUGGCCUGGUCUUGCUCUUGUAACCAGGGGAUUCAUUGUUUUGGGGAGCUCAAUAAAUCACUUCAAUACA